Pomacea canaliculata is the source of this 1714-nucleotide messenger RNA. RefSeq lists its product as uncharacterized. The transcript has 8 exons. Bases 288 to 1370 code for a protein of 360 amino acids. NCBI's taxonomy places the organism in Eukaryota, Metazoa, Mollusca, Gastropoda, Architaenioglossa, Ampullariidae. The record is from RefSeq and is a predicted model, not a curated record. Gene Ontology annotation, molecular function: oxidoreductase activity.
UGGUCACCAAUAUAGGUCCAUGACCUGAGUUAGAUCGUGGCGUUUGUGAACUUUUACAAGUGCGUCCGAGAGAUGUCCUAACCAGUAACGACGCGAGAUAAUGCGUCUUAUCGCGAGUUGAGGAGUUCGAGGGCGUGCACUUGCAUACAGAAAGCUCAGAUGAUGAAAAAGGAGAGGAACGGUAGAUAACUCUCAUUGCCCUUCUCUACAAAAGUGCAGGGGGCAGUCUUGAUAUCUACUUUUUUAUCCGUUGUACUCUGUCAGCAUUCAGCUCAUGAAAUAAGACCAUGGCGAACAUCAUCCCCGACCAAGAGAAAUGCCACUACAACUAUCUCGGCAGGUCGGGACUGAAGGUUUCGAACAUAUGUCUGGGGGCCAUGACUUUUGGACAAACUCCAGCCAGUCAAGGGAACUUAACCGAGGAAGCCUCCUACGCCAUCAUUGACCGAUACGUGCAGUGGGGAGGUAACUUCAUCGACACUGCGGAUGUCUACGGCAAAGGUGCUUCCGAGACGGUUGUCGGCUCCUGGCUAGCAAAGCAAGAACGAGAGAAUUUUGUGGUGGCGACAAAGGUGCGGGCGGUGAUGGACGACAAAAACCCAAACUUGGUGGGCAGCAGCCGUCGCCACAUCACCAGCAGCAUCGACAAAAGCCUGCGACGACUGCAGACAGACUAUGUCGACCUUUACCAGCUUCACAACUGGGAUGAUGCGGUGCCGUUGGAAGAAACUUUGCUGACCCUAAACGACCUGGUCAGGUGCGGGAAGGUGCGCUACCUGGGCGCCAGCAACUUUGGAGGCUGGCAGUUACAGAAAGUAGUAGAAGUCUCCAAGUACAUGGGCCUCAACUCCUUCAUCGCUCUUCAGCAACAAUACAACCUGGUCAGCCGCUUCUCGGAGAUAGAGCCAUUCCAGGUGUGCAAGCUGAACGGUCUUGGGGUGUUGCCAUGGAGCCCUCUAAAAGGUGGGUUUCUGAGCGGUAAAGUAAAGCUUUACGAGAAGCCAGUGGAGGGGCGACUGGGGCGCACUGCCGACAAUCCCAUAAACAUACAGUCUUCGCCAAACUGGUUGAACCUCGACAAGCGAACAGAACUGGAGAAGCUUGUCUUUACACUUUCAGGAAAGUCUGUGGCCCAGGUGGCGCUGCGCUGGCUUCUGCAGAAGCCAGUGGUCAGCUCCGUCAUCAUCGGCGUCACGAAGAUGGAGCAGCUGGAUGACAACAUGGCCGCCGCUAACGGCUGGAAGCUAACGGAUGAAGAGAUGUCGGAGCUGGACGAUGUGUCUAAGCCAGAAGUGCCUUACCCGUAUGAGAUGAUUAGGCGACUCAACGCUUCUCGGGCUAACUCCUGGAACCCACCCGGCUACGUGUGACCCUACAGGGGGCACUGGGUAUCUUCUAUCAACCUCUGGAGUUUUCUGACUUGCGAGAGAUUUGCCAUCGUGAGUGUCCAUGAUUUCGUGCGGGCACUCGGCGAAUUCACCUGCUUAUGUAUUCGCAGUGGAAAAUAAAUGGAGGGAAAAUGCAUGCAGAACUAAAGGCAAAGCUUGAGACGACCUUUUCACGUUUUAGCAGCUUGAAUAGUUUAAGCAUUUUUUUCUUACAUUUUGGUCGUCAGACUUAAAUGAAAGAGCAUGUGAUUCCGUUUUCCCUGUAUUGUUCAGAAGAUAGUUGGAUAAUAAAUAUAAUUUCUGAAAUCACACCAGCGUGCCAUGUG